AUGUUGAUAUGUUGUUUACAUUAUCAUCCUUAUUUUGGUAAUAAAGCUCCUCCACAUAGUCUUGGUGAAAUCAUUCAUCCAUCUAUUGAAAAUCCAUAUAGUUGGUUAAAUCUUAAAGAAAAAACAAAACAUGGAUAUAGUUUAUUAGGAUUAGUAACUAAUAAUAAAACAGCUAUACCAAGUGUUAAAUGGAACUUACAAUUAUUAGGACCUGGUAUAAUGCGUAAUGAAAAUCUACCUAAACCAUUAAAUACAACAUUAAAUUUAUGGUCAAAUUUUCAUAUUAUUGAAUUAGAAGUUUAUUAUGAACCGAAUCCGAAAAAUUUAUUAUUUCGACGUAAAAUUAUAGCUUCUAAUGAUAGUUUGAUUACUGUUCAUUUACGAUUAUCUGUACCAAAUAUUUUUACACGUUAA
Molecule: messenger RNA, 414 nt
Organism: Schistosoma margrebowiei
Lineage: Eukaryota; Metazoa; Platyhelminthes; Trematoda; Strigeidida; Schistosomatidae
Source: the annotation of a GenBank genome assembly